AUGUGCGACCUCGAGCGCGGCCGGAGCCUGUCCUUCUCCGGCUGCGGCUUCCUGAGCAUCUACCACGUCGGGGUGACCAGCUGCCUGAGCGAGCGGGCCCCGCACCUCCUCCGCGACGCGCGCAUGUUCUUCGGCUCCUCGUCCGGGGCGGUGCACGGCGUAGUCUUCCUCGCCGGGAUUCCUGUGGAGAAGGCUGUGCAGAUCUUCAUGGGCCUUGUGCAGAGCACCAGGAGACGGAACAUUGGCAUCUUCCACCCCUCCAUCAAUGUGGGCAAGCAGCUCCGAAAAGACCUCCACAGGCACCUCCCAGCUAACGUCCACCAGCUCAUCUCCGGCAAAAUGUGCAUCUCGCUCACCAGAGUGUCUGAUGGGCAAAACGUGCUGGUGUCUGAUUUUCAGUCCAAAGACGAAGUCGUGGACGCCUUGUUUUGUUCCUGCUUCCUCCCUUUCUACUGUGGCUUCAUCCCUCCUUCCUUCAGAGGCGUGCGAUACAUAGAUGGGGGAAUUAGUGACAAUAUACCCUUCACUGAUGCCAAGACAACCAUCACCGUGUCCCCCUUCUAUGGGGAGUGUGACAUCUGCCCUAAAGUUAAGACCAUGAACUUUCUUCAUGUGGACAUGAACAAGCUCAGUUUAUACGUCUGCUCAGAGAAUGUCUACCUUCUGUGCCGAGCAAUGUUUCCUCCGGAUGUCAAGGUGCUUGCAGAACUGUGCUUCCAAGGGUAUUUAGAUACGCUCAAGUUCUUGGAAAAGAAUGGUAUGUAUGGACGGGGUGGGCGAUACAUAGAUGGGGGAAUUAGUGACAAUAUACCCUUCACUGAUGCCAAGACAACCAUCACCGUGUCCCCCUUCUAUGGGGAGUGUGACAUCUGCCCUAAAGUUAAGACCAUGAACUUUCUUCAUGUGGACAUGAACAAGCUCAGUUUAUACGUCUGCUCAGAGAAUGUCUACCUUCUGUGCCGAGCAAUGUUUCCUCCGGAUGUCAAGGUGCUUGCAGAACUGUGCUUCCAAGGGUAUUUAGAUACGCUCAAGUUCUUGGAAAAGAAUGGCAUCUGCAGUGUGCCCCGUCCGUGCCUGAGCGCGGCCUCAGAGGGCCUCACGCAGCCCCGGGAAUACAGCAGCACAGAGUCUUCCCAGGGAGUGGCUGCCCGGGACACGCGGCCUGGGGCAGACGAGCCGCGGUCGGGCCACCUGCGUCUCCGCAUCCUGCCCUCCCACGAGAGCAUCCCGGAGGCGCUGAUGCCCAAGCUCAGGAUAGUACUGAAUGCAGCAAUUAAAAACCAAAGUGGGUACAUGAGCAAGAUUUGCAACUUCUUACCAGUUAAGGUGCUGUCCUAUAUGCUGCUGCCCUGUACGUUGCCCGUGGAGUCAGCCAUUGCUAUGGUCCAGAGUCUGGUGAUGUGGCUUCCAGACGCUCCUGAUGACAUCCGGUGGCUGCAGAGGAUGACCUGCCAGACCUGUUCCCGACUGAUGGUGCAUCUGUUCCCCUCCAGAUCCCAAGUGCCAGCCAGCAGCCAGCGGCCUUUCCCGCACCAACCAGAACACCACGGCACUGUGGACCAGGGCGCCCACCCUCUGGACUGUGCAGUAGGGGCCAAGGGGAGGAUUUGAGGCCACCCAGCAAAUCCAUCCUCCAGUCUGGCGUGGUUUUCUCGGGCUGCAGAGUGCUGGGCUCAGGAGAGGCUCUGCCUUCCCGCUUUGCCACUGAAGGAGUUUCUGAGUCACUUAAGAAGGCAAGUCUGGGGCCUUCUUUCAGACAUCCUAGACCUUUCCGGUCUUUGCAUCCACCUCUGCGCUGCCAUUUAAUGCCCCAGUGUCUGUGACAUCCGGAAUCCAGCCUCUUGCUUAAUUUGUAGUUUAUUGAAAUCAAAGGCAAUUUAUUUGUUUUUAUGAAAAUUUGGAAGCUACUUUUGGUAUACAUGGUAAUCCAGAGCUUGGGGACAUCUAAUGUUUAAGCACCUGAGCCAGUUAGCUCCGUUGGUUGGGAAAUGGCACCAGAAAGCCCAGCAUGGGGGUCCGCUUCUACUCAGCCGUGCAGCCCUCUCUGCUGCCCCAGUGUGAGGUCUUAGAAUGGCCAGUGUAGCUGGGGGCUAGUCUGCCCUUUGUGGUUGGAAGAAAGGAACAUGGUCCCAUCUCCCCAUAGGGUCAGUGUGGUGGGGUGGGGGUGCCAUCCUUUUCCAAGGGCAGCAUUGCCAGCCAGGGGGUGUUAAAAUAUGGUAACUUGCUCAUAUUUUGGAACACUUUUUGGACCUAAACAUUUAAUAGUUUUGUAUUAAAUGUAAGGGAAUCUUAUGAUCUGCUGAAUAUAUAUUAUGUGACUCAGUGAGAUGUUAAUAGAAUCAGUCUUUUAAAAACCCAGUGUGUCAGAGGGUCACCCCAGCCCCCAAACACAGCAAAACAGCUUCUAGUCUGCACUCCUCUGUUCUCUGCCUCCCCCCACCCCCAUCAGCUGCACCCCCAUGGCCAUAAUGGAUGGAGACAAGCAAGAGACAGGGAUCUACCUUUCCCAGGUGUGGGCAUUUGGCAGGCAAUGUGGUCGGACUCAAGGUGAAAUGCAUGUUUGUUUUUCUUAUACAUUCGGUUCCAGUGUCACAAAAAGAAAAGAAACAAUAACAAGCUCAAAAUCCUAAAUGUUGCCACAGAAACUUGCAACUCUCACCUGCAUUGUUUAAGUUUCCCCGUUGAAGAACCAGCCAGUCAGACCGAGCACUUUCUCGUGAAGAUGUGUCCUUGGAGAGAACUGUGGUUCUAGGGCAAAGGCUUGUCUUGCAAUGGGUUUCAGCCCCAGGCAAGUUCGCUAUGGAUUCAGCGUGACCAACGAAAUGACAGUAGAA
Molecule: messenger RNA, 2834 nt
Organism: Manis javanica (Malayan pangolin)
Lineage: Eukaryota; Metazoa; Chordata; Mammalia; Pholidota; Manidae
Source: RefSeq, a predicted model, not a curated record